Carassius carassius (crucian carp) is the source of this 2654-nucleotide messenger RNA. RefSeq names its product epsin-3-like. The transcript has 11 exons. The coding region runs from base 759 to 2642 and encodes 627 amino acids. Gene Ontology annotation, biological process: endocytosis. Lineage: Eukaryota; Metazoa; Chordata; Actinopteri; Cypriniformes; Cyprinidae. Gene Ontology annotation, cellular component: clathrin vesicle coat; plasma membrane; endosome. The record is from RefSeq and is a predicted model, not a curated record. Gene Ontology annotation, molecular function: phospholipid binding; clathrin binding.
UCUGCAGGCUGGAUCAGCCCUCCCUCGCUUCUCUGUACUGGGCUUUAACAGGGGGUGCUCUGUUAUUAUCAGCGAGGUUGGCCCCGGGAUAUGUACCAAUAACUCCUAACCGGAUAGGCCUCCACAAAGCGAAAGCGCAAAAACGCGCAGGCGAAACUUUGAGGCGCGUAACUGAGUUGAUCAUCUGCUGCAUUUGAGCCAGAAUCCAAAAACUACUAACAACACUGAAAGCAUGCGGAGAUGUCGAGAGGAGCACAGCCACCGAUAGUUGGGACCUUUCUGUCAAGCAAUGAGAGGUAAGGACACAAAGGACGUUCAGAAGGCUACGGUUUCGGCUCUCGCGGGUCAACAUAUGAUUUCCCAAUCGUGCUCUAUGAUUCCAGCUGAGUCACGCGAGCUGUCCUCGAUACCGCAGUGUGAAGAUGCGAUCGCUGCUGAACCGGCUCUUUACUACUGUCCCGCUACAUCGGAACACAUCGGAGGGAUUUUAAUAGUGGGAUUACCUUCCAGUUGAAAAUCUUCAGUAGAACCCAUGAGGUUUGUGAACUGUGGAAGAGCUGGAUUGUUGUCCACUCGGAUUGAGAGUGGGUUUCCUCUGAAGUGGACUGCUAAGUAAACUAAUUUACGAGAGAACAGAGGCUAAUGAAGCUGUAGAUUCUGCUGGAGAUUCCUGACCGUUGCGUCUUCUUUGUGGCACACACUGCAUCCCAUCUAUUCUUUUCACAAACCGUCUUCAUCAUCCCACGCCCAAAGUCAUCAUGACGUCCUCUUCUUUACGGCGCCAGAUGAAGAACAUCGUGAACAACUACACGGACGCAGAGAUCAAAGCCAGGGAGGCGACCUCCAACGAUCCGUGGGGUCCCCCAACCUCGCUCUUGAUGGAAAUCUCAGACCUGACCUUCAACGUGGUGUCCUUGACCGAGAUCAUGGGCAUCAUCUGGAAGAGGCUCAACGACCACGGCAAGAACUGGCGGCAUGUCCUCAAGGCCCUCACUCUGCUGGACUAUUUGAUCAAGUCAGGAUCAGAGCGAGUGGCCCAGCAGUGCAAGGAGAACAUCUACGCCAUCCAGACUCUGCGGGAUUUCCAGUACAUCGAUCGGGACGGACAGGACCAGGGCAUGGGCAUACGGGAAAAGUCCAAGCAGCUGGUGGUUCUUCUAAGGGAAGACGAGCGCCUCAAGCAGGAGAGAUCGCAGGCGCACCAGACUCGUGAACGUGUGACGGGAACCAGCAGUGCCAUGGGUUAUGGAUCUUUACCACCUCCCUAUCCAGGACGUCCCACCAGUCAGCCCAGCGUUGAAGUGCUGCAUGGGGAAGAGCAGAGCAGGGUGAUGCACGCACCAUCCUCCGUCAACCCCUCCUAUUCCCCCUCUCACCUGGCCCCAGAUCUGGAGAGCGCCCGGCCGCAGACGAGCGGAGAGGAGGAACUCCAGCUGCAGCUGGCCUUGGCCAUGAGCCAAGAGGAGAGUGUGAAGCCUGUUCCUGUUGUGGAUAUUGAUGAACAGACACAGCUUCAGAUCGCAAUGAGUCUCAGUGAGGAGGAGGCACACAAGCCAGCUCCUCCUCCUGCUGCUGUUCUGGAGAUGGAUGAAGAGGCACAGCUUCAGCUGGCCCUCACUCUCAGUAAAGAGGAACAUCAGCAGGAGGAGCAAAGUCGACAAGGAGACGAGUCGUUGCUCCAGAAAGCACUUGAGGAGAGCAAACGAGAAUUGGAGGCCAAAGGAGGAAGAUCUGCCAUGCUGGAUCUUGCAGAUAUUUUUGCUCCAGCUCCUGAUGUGCCCUCUGCUGCCAGUUCUUGGGCUUCAUCUGGAGGCUAUAGUGGCUUAGCCCAGGCUGGUCCUCUGAGGUCUGAGCCCUGGGAUAGUCCAGCAGAGCCCAGCUCUCUAAGCCGUCAACAGGGAAGCUCAUGGAUGGCGCCUCCUGCAUCAAGUGAUCGUUCCCAGCCCUGGGCACAGCGACAGCCACAUCCUGACCCAUGGGACGCCCCUAGCUCUGCGCCCAUGAACCAGACCUGGAUCUCCCCUGCACGUGGAACUGGAGUGGAUCCCUUUUCAACCGUAGAAGCAAACAAACAAGGAUCUAUUGGCCCUCUCAAAACUCCAUCCCCUCGGGCAGGAAGUCCCUCAGAUGACGAUCUUUUCGACGAGGCUAUGGAUGGAGGUCAGGCAAAUUUAAAUGGCCAUAGUAGUCCUAUGCCUUUCGAUAUGUCUUCCCUUGGCAAAGGUCUACCAAAAACAGCUCCUCAAACCAGAACUCCCGAGGCAUUUCUGGGUCCCACCGGAGCAUCACUCGUCAACCUGGAUGCUUUGAUACCCUCCAACCCUCCUUCCAAGAACUUCAACCCGUUUUUAUCAGGAAUAGAUGCUCCAUUGACCUCUAAUCCAUUCCAACAUGAGCCGCCCCGUUUCACAAUUAAUCCAAUGCACCCCAGCUCCACAUCUCCUGUACCCACAUCCCUCCCAUUUAAUACCUCUCUGCCCAUGGCUGCCAGCAUCCAGCCCAGCUCCCUGAAUUCUACCUUCACACAGUCCGCACACAUCCCGCCGCUGGUCCCCGGAGACCUGCCGCAGCCGCUGCUACCCCUGUCAACGACAUCCACGCUUGGAGAUCCAGACCAACACAACCAAAACCCAUUCCUAUGAGCAGAUCCAAAC